AUGUUGCUAGACCUACAAGAAGACACUUGCAAGAAAGCCAUGUGCAUACUCUAUCAUCACGACCCAAUAGUGCGACCCUGUUCUCUUCACAACGUGGACUGCAUCAGGCGUUUCUUCGCCCGUAACUCUAGAUGCUCACCAGUCCACAAGCCAGGGUCAGACACUCACAGGAUCAAGACCUUACCCACAUUUAUGCCCCACAUCAAUGUUACCUUUACAUUAAAUUACCUGGAGCUGAAAGGCUUGAAUAAUUAUAAAAUUAACGAGUUUUACAUAAACAAAGAAACAGACACACUGGUUCUGGAAGUGGUAUUUCCCAACCUCCGGGCAUAUUCUCCUAUCAUCGUUAUAACUUACCAUCGUCGAGGCAAGGAGCCGACACAAUUAGCAGACUUCGGGUUUAUUGAAUACAAAGACCUAUCGCUGACGUUAACGGUCAGUCACAUCAAGGACAUUAAUCUAUCAAAUGGUCACGUUUAUGCCUACAUCUCUGACUCCGCUCCGAAGACCGGGCUGGGGCCUAACUUUACACUGACUAAAGAUCCUCAACAGCAAAUAGCCACUACGCAACUGUUCGCGAGAAUAGGCUUAACUCUGCAAGAAGUUUUCCUAACACAAGGUCCAGUGUUCAUGAACGUGUUCCUGCAAAACUCCAUCUGCGACUUCAACGUACAUUAA
Messenger RNA from Helicoverpa armigera (cotton bollworm), 678 nucleotides. RefSeq names its product fibrohexamerin-like. Gene Ontology annotation, molecular function: structural molecule activity. The coding region runs from base 1 to 678 and encodes 225 amino acids. NCBI's taxonomy places the organism in Eukaryota, Metazoa, Arthropoda, Insecta, Lepidoptera, Noctuidae. Gene Ontology annotation, cellular component: extracellular region. The transcript has 5 exons. The record is from RefSeq and is a predicted model, not a curated record.